This is a messenger RNA of Paramacrobiotus metropolitanus, 2224 nucleotides long. RefSeq names its product dual specificity protein phosphatase 6-like. The record is from RefSeq and is a predicted model, not a curated record. Gene Ontology annotation, cellular component: cytoplasm; cytosol. Lineage: Eukaryota; Metazoa; Tardigrada; Eutardigrada; Parachela; Macrobiotidae. The coding region runs from base 507 to 1661 and encodes 384 amino acids. Gene Ontology annotation, molecular function: protein tyrosine/threonine phosphatase activity; MAP kinase tyrosine/serine/threonine phosphatase activity. Gene Ontology annotation, biological process: negative regulation of MAPK cascade; protein dephosphorylation. The transcript is spliced from 4 exons.
CAUUCACAAGUGAAGCGCACUGCUGCAGAGAAGUCUUGGUUGUGGUAUACUGUAAGUCUCGUAUUGAAUAAUUUUGUGUGCUUGGCAGAUUUACGAUUUCGUCGUCCGUAGAUGCGGAAAGCCCAAGUAUGUUUUCCUAAUUUUUUCCUGUUUUUGAAAUCCUAUAGUUAGACGACAGUCUGAGCUAUUGAUUGUCUAAGAAUUUGUCUUGUUCACGACAAAUAAAGAAAAAAAUCCAUGGAUUCCAGUUCUUUUUCGAUCCCGUUGUUUAUAGUUCCGUUGGAAGAGCUUAUAUAACACCCAGAACAAACUUUGCAGUUCUCUAUCCCUGGAAUCAACAGUAGCUCCUGCAUGUUGACAGGGAAGUGCCCUAACGAAGUGGACCAGAGCGAGUGAGAAUCCGUUGCUGCGCUAUGAAAACACUGUAGUGUGGUGGCUGGAUGCCAGUACGGUACAGUAUACGGUGCGCAUUGAAGUCGUCGUGCAUGCUGCGGUCAGCUGCAUAAAUGUGGAUGCGGUUGAAAAUGGCUGGACGCACUUGUACCUCGGAGUGGCUGCGUGAUCAUUUAGAAAGCGCUCUACCGUCGGUUCUCAUUCUUGACUGUCGUCCCCAUGCAGAGUACAGCCAAAAAGGACACAUUAUGUCGGCCAUUAAUGUCAGCUUGCCGGCCCUUAUGCUGAAGCGUCUGAUCAACGGAAGUUUGUCUGUUCCUGCUGUCAUCAAGUGUCCGCAGGCGCGCGAUAUUUUUUUACAACACUGGAAAAGCGAUUGGAUUUGUCUGUAUGACGACCUGUCUCCCGGUGCCGAUGACGAUGAUAACAGUAACAGGAUAUGCAAGAUUUUUGGUGAUAAAUUGGCGGCUGAAGGUUGCCGAGUGGUUUAUUUGGAAGGCGGAUAUAAAAGAUUUGGUCAGAGUUUCCCCGAGCUCUGUAUCCAUGUUGAUGAUCAAAGUAGCCAUGACGAUAAAGCGGUGGUCGGACUGCGAAAUUUGCAAAUAUCGAACAGUAGCAGCAGUGAUGCUGACUUGAACGAUUGUGAUAGUGGAUUUUCUAAAGAGUCGGAUGGCACUAACCGGGAUGGCUGGCACUCUGUGGAAUUAUUUAAGAUUUUGGAUUAUCUAUAUUUAGGCAAUGCCGAAACCGCACAAGAUCUUAAUACGCUCCAGGAGUACAAUAUUCGGUAUAUCCUGAACGUAACACCUAAUCUACCGAAUGUUUUUGAAACAAAAACGGAACUUGGUUUCAAGUAUAUGCAAAUUCCUAUUCAAGACUGCCUUGGCGAAAACCUUGCGGCGUAUUUCGAUGAUGCUAUUGAAUUUAUCGAGGAGGCACAUCGGAAUCAGCGUGGCUGUCUGGUACAUUGUCGUGCAGGGAUCAGCCGGAGUGUGACCGUGACAGUGGCCUACUUGAUGCACAAAUUCUCCGUCCCCCUGAAUCGGGCUUAUAAUUUUGUUAAGCGAAAAAAGACAAAUGUUUCGCCAAAUUUCAAUUUUAUGGGACAGUUGCUGGAAUUUGAACGGCGGUUGAAUUUGUCGGCAUGCCGAAAUGUUCCACAGAGUGCAGACGAAGGAGUAAUCCCGUGGACCCCGGAAGAGGAAUCAUCCUCGCCACUCGCUUGCAGCUCAGUAUUGACGGAUUCGAGUUCGGUGUUGCAGCCAUGAAGACGGGCCGCUCAACGAGCCACUCGGGUCCUCCCUUCUGACAGUAUGACAUAUAAAAGAUGUUUGUGGUUCCUACAGUGGUGUAUACGGCUCAGCUGCGUAAUGGAGGGACAGAUGGAAACCAUUCUGGCUGAAGUCGCAGUUGGUUCGUAUUAUGGAUCAAGUGCCUCAGAAUCUUUCGCUCAAUUCCACAGAAUUUUGUCACAGCCAUUUUGAUCCGACUGUUUUUCGUAACCUUUAACUGCUGGAGUCGUCCUAACGUACACGAGGGUUUUGUUACUUGGAUUUGUCGCCAGUCACGCUAACAUAUGGCGAAAGGAUUGUUGAAUUGAAACUAGUCUUGACAUUAAUUAUCUUGAACAUGUCCGAAUGUGAGAUUCGGCUAGGCACUGUACUUUGUUGAUGUUAUUUUUUUAUUUGGAUUGCUUUUACAGAAUGUCCGCAUUUUGUACAGCCAUAAGGUGCAUCUUACUUAAAUGUAUUUAAACUCUGUUCGUAAUUUCUUAUCGUGAAUUUGCUAUGCUUUAGAAAAUCAGAACAUACAAAUUGUAAUCUAACUGUUG